GGAAGCGGAAGCGGGGCACGGUUGGCGGCGGACCGGAAGCGGGCGGGCGGCGCGAUGGCGGGGCUGUCGGUGCGAGACCCCGCCGUGGAUCGCUCCCUGCGCUCCGUGUUCGUGGGGAACAUCCCGUACGAGGCCACGGAGGAGCAGCUGAAGGACAUUUUCUCGGAGGUUGGGCCCGUGGUCAGCUUUAGGCUGGUGUAYGACAGGGAGACGGGCAAGCCCAAGGGCUAUGGCUUCUGCGAGUACCAGGACCAGGAGACGGCGCUCAGCGCCAUGCGCAACCUCAACGGGCGCGAGUUCAGCGGCAGAGCCCUGCGCGUCGACAACGCCGCCAGCGAGAAGAACAAGGAGGAGCUCAAGAGCUUGGGCACAGGUGCMCCCAUCAUAGAGUCACCCUAUGGGGACCCUGUCAACCCUGAGGACGCCCCAGAGUCCAUCAGCCGGGCAGUGGCCAGCCUGCCMCCCGAGCAGAUGUUUGAGCUGAUGAAGCAGAUGAAGCUGUGUGUCCAGAACAGCCCCCAGGAAGCCAGGAACAUGCUGCUCCAGAAUCCCCAGCUGGCUUAUGCKCUGCUGCAGGCCCAGGUGGUCAUGAGGAUCGUGGACCCGGAGAUCGCGCUGAAAAUCCUGCAUCGCCAGACCAGCGUUCCUCCUCUGAUCCCAGGCAACCAGCAGCCGGUGCCAGGACCAGGGCCUGGGCCAGGACCGGGGCCUGGGCCGGGGCCCAACGCACAGCUGAACCCGCAGAGCACCCCCUCGUCCCAGCCACAGCCCAUAGGCGGGAUGCACGUCAACGGCGCUCCUCCUCUGAUGCAGCCGCCCAUGCAGGGAGGAGUGCCAGCCCCAGGACAGAUGGCAGCCCCUGUGCAGGGUCCAGGCCCUGGCCCCAUGGCUCCAGGAGGGAACCUGCAGCUCUCGCCCGUGGGACCUGCCAGGCCUGCAUCUAUCGAACGUGUUCAAGUGCCCAUGCCAGACCCGAGGGCCCCUAUGCAGCGUGGACCUCUACCUGCUAGUGGCCCGCCACCCCGAGGCCUUUUGGGAGAUGCCCCGAAUGACCCUCGCGGAGGGACCCUGCUCUCAGUCACUGGAGAAGUGGAGCCCAGAGGUUACCUUGGGCCGCCCCACCAGGGAGCCCCUAUGCACCAUAUGCCUGGUCAUGACAGCCGUGGCCCCCCCCAUGAGAUGAGGGGGGGACCCAUGGGAGAACCCCGACCACUGAUGGGAGAGCCGCGGGGGCCCUUGAUGGAUGCUCGAGUUGGCAGAGACCCGCGGGGAUUGGAGCCGCGAGGAUUGGAGCCACGUGGGCUGGAGCCGCGGGUGAUGGAGGCAAGAGGCCUGGAGCCGCGGGUGCUGGAGCCACGGGUGCUGGAGGCCAGGGCCAUGGAGGCCAGGGUGCUGGAGCCMCGGGGCCUGGAGCCUCGAGGGCCCGGGCCCAACCCGCGUGGCCCCAUGCCUGGUGGGAUACAGGGUCCUGGGCCACUGAACAUGGGAGCCACUGGCCCGCAGGGGCCGCGCCAGGUUCCUAACAUGGCUGGGGCAGGCAUGCAGGGAGGAGGCAUUCCUGGGGCAGGAGUCCAAGGAGCUGGUCAGCCUGGAGGCUUUAGCCCUGGACAGAGCCAGGUCACCCCCCAGGAUCACGAGAAGGCAGCGCUGAUCAUGCAAGUCCUGCAGCUGACAGCAGACCAGAUCGCCAUGCUGCCCCCAGAGCAGCGGCAGAGCAUUCUCAUUCUGAAGGAGCAAAUCCAGAAAUCCACGGGGGCACCCUGACAGGCAGGCACAUGAUGGAGAUGCCAUGUGCCUGGACAGCAGUGAUGCUCCAUGGCUGCUGCUUCCCAUYGCCUCCUGAGCUGAUGCUGCAUUUUGGGAGAGGUUGUGUCACCCUCAAGAGGCUUUCUCCUCCAGUUCAUCCUUUUUUUUGUUUUCUGUGUAUAUUUUAUGAUGUUUGAAAUAAAGUGGGAGGAGGGUUUGAGUAAA
Malurus melanocephalus (red-backed fairy wren) is the source of this 1971-nucleotide messenger RNA. RefSeq names its product cleavage stimulation factor subunit 2 (gene CSTF2). NCBI's taxonomy places the organism in Eukaryota, Metazoa, Chordata, Aves, Passeriformes, Maluridae. Gene Ontology annotation, cellular component: mRNA cleavage and polyadenylation specificity factor complex. Gene Ontology annotation, molecular function: mRNA binding. The record is from RefSeq and is a predicted model, not a curated record. Gene Ontology annotation, biological process: mRNA 3'-end processing. The transcript is spliced from 14 exons. Bases 55 to 1764 code for a protein of 569 amino acids.